AUGGGCUUUGGCGAUUUCGAUACAAUAUGCGAAAAGGCGGCGCUGCCAUUGUGCUCGCUGGUGGGCCCGGCGUCGUCGAUAUCCGGGUCCACGGGGAUCAUCUCCAACUGCUAUGCGCGCAAUAUUGAGGUUGCCAACACCAUUAUCUUCGAGGGUGCGGCCUCGUUCAUGCAUAUUAUCGCCCUCGCUAUGACGGUGAUUAUGAUUCUCCAUGUCCGGUCUAAGUUCACUGCCGUCGGCCGCAAGGAGAUCAUCACCUUCUUUUAUCUAUACAUGGCGCUCACCAUUUGCUCUCUCAUCAUCGACGCCGGCGUGGUCCCUCCCAAGAGUGGUCCGUUCCCGUAUUUCGUCGCGGUUCAGAGUGGCUUGAUCUCGGCGCUGUGCUCUUGUCUACUUGUCAAUGGAUUCGUGGGCUUCCAGCUCUACGAGGACGGAACCGCCCUUUCUGUGUGGCUGAUCCGCGUGAGCUCCGCGAUCAUGUUCAUCAUGACCUUUGUGAUCUCCCUGUUGACCUUCAAGUCGUGGGGCGGCCUGGGCCCGAACAACACCGUCGGCUUGUUUGUGGUGCUCUAUCUCCUCAAUGCCAUCUCCGUCGCCGUGUACGUGGUGAUGCAGCUCCUGCUGGUCGUCAACACGCUGGAUGACCGUUGGCCGCUCGGACAUAUCUCCUUUGGCGUGCUAGUCUUUAUCAUUGGACAGGUCUUGCUGUAUGCCUUCAGUGAUACUAUCUGCAAUAAUGUCCAGCAUUACUUGGACGGACUCUUUUUCGCCACAUUUUGCAACCUGCUGGCCGUGAUGAUGAUUUACAAGUUCUGGGACUCCAUUACCAAAGAAGACCUCGAGUUCUCUGUCGGCGUCAAACCAAAUACGUGGGAGGUCAAAGAGCUGCUGCCCGAGGAAGAACGUCGAGGGACGGUCUACGCGGACAACAACUCCGAGUAUGCGGGCAGCAUGUACCACCAGCGCGCCUCGAACUACAGCCACCAUAAUUACUGA
Molecule: messenger RNA, 996 nt
Organism: Penicillium alfredii
Lineage: Eukaryota; Fungi; Ascomycota; Eurotiomycetes; Eurotiales; Aspergillaceae
Product: chitin synthase export chaperone
Exons: 3
Coding region: 1-996 (331 amino acids)
Biological process (GO): protein folding
Cellular component (GO): endoplasmic reticulum membrane
Source: RefSeq, a predicted model, not a curated record